Eleginops maclovinus (Patagonian blennie) is the source of this 4426-nucleotide messenger RNA. RefSeq names its product abl interactor 1-like. Gene Ontology annotation, molecular function: signaling adaptor activity; SH3 domain binding. Gene Ontology annotation, biological process: neuron migration. Bases 153 to 1664 code for a protein of 503 amino acids. Gene Ontology annotation, cellular component: actin-based cell projection; SCAR complex; lamellipodium. The record is from RefSeq and is a predicted model, not a curated record. NCBI's taxonomy places the organism in Eukaryota, Metazoa, Chordata, Actinopteri, Perciformes, Eleginopidae. The transcript is spliced from 11 exons.
AGCUUCCAUUUGUCACAGGCUGUUGUGAAUCGGAGGCCAGCGGCCCCACAAUGCCAGGCGGGGGAGCCCCUCUCUCAGCUACACACAAGAGCAUCAACGCCUCGCCUCACUGAAAAGGACAGAGAGAGGAGAGAAAUGCAAAGGGAUGUAAGAUGGCAGAGCUACAAAUGCUAUUAGAGGAGGAAAUCCCUGCCGGUAAAAGAGCGCUUGUGGAAAGCUAUCAGAAUCUGUCCAAGGUUGCGGAAUACUGUGAAAACAAUUAUGUUCAGGCUCAAGACAAGAAGAAGGCCCUGGAGGAGACCAAGGCCUACACCACCCAGUCUCUGGCCAGCGUGGCCUACCAAAUCAAUGCCUUAGCUAACAAUGUGCUGCAGCUGCUGGACAUCCAGGCCUCGCAACUGCGGCGCAUGGAGUCCUCCAUCAACCACAUCUCCCAGACGGUGGAUAUCCACAAGGAGAAGGUGGCACGUCGAGAGAUCGGCAUCCUGACCACAAAUAAGAACACCGCUCGCACGCACAAGAUCAUUGCUCCGGGCAACAUGGAGCGGCCAGUGCGCUAUAUUCGGAAGCCCAUCGACUACACACUGCUGGACGAUGUGGGACAUGGCGUCAAAUGGCUUAAGGCCAAGCAACAUGGGAACAAUGCCGCAGCAGCAGCAGCAGCAGCAGCAGGACGAGGAGGGACACUUUCCAGGACCACCCCACCCACACAGAAACCCCCCAGCCCCCCAAUGGCUGGUCGUGGUACACUGGGGCGUAACACUCCCUACAAGACCCUGGAGCCGGUGAAGCCUCCGGUGGUGCCCAACGACUACAUGACGAGCCCCGCCAGACUGGGCAACCAGAACAGCCCUGCACGCACAGCCUCCCUCAACCAGAGGCCCAGGACUCACAGUGGCAGCAGUGGCGGUAGCGGGGGCAGGGAGAACAGCGGAGGCAGUAUCGUCGGUAUUCCUAUUGCAGUUCCCACCCCCUCCCCUCCCAGUAUGGGGCAAGUGGUGACGUCCUCAGCCUCAGUGCCUCAGGGCCCUGGUCUGGGCCCCAUUCCAAUGUCCCAGUUCGGCACCAUCUCCCGCCAAAUUUCCCGCCACAACUCUUCCACCACCUCCUCGGCCUCCAUGGUGUCGGCCACCGGCACCUACCGCCGCGCACCAUCCGUGUCCUCACAGCAGCCCCACAUCAACGGGGGCCCCGCCUACCCUCAGAACUCAGUGUCUGUGGCUCCUCCACCUCCUCCUCCCAUGGUGCAGCUGACCCCACAGAUCCCUCUGACCGGCUUUGUGGCCAGAAUGCAGGAGAGCAUAACAGACAGCCCUGCCCCGCCUCCUCCGCCUCCCCCAGAGGACAUGGGUGUGUUUGAAGAGCCCUCUCCCCCUCCUCCUCCCCCACCUGUGGACUAUGAGGAAGAGGAGGCUGCGGUGGUUCAUUACAGCGACCCCUACGCUGACGGAGACCCCCACUGGGCCCCCAAGAUUUAUUUAGAGAAAGUUGUGGCCAUCUAUGACUACAGCAAGGACAAGGAGGAUGAGUUGUCCUUCAUGGAAGGUGCCAUCAUCUACAUAAUCAAGAAAAACGAUGACGGCUGGUUCGAAGGCGUCGCUAACGGCGUCACCGGACUCUUCCCUGGAAACUACGUUGAGUCGAUCAUGCACUAUGCUGACUAAAAAGAAAAACAACACAGUUUUGAACUGAGGUUAAAGCAAACUUUAGAUGUACUGCACUUCAUACAAUCCCCAUUUUGAAUGAAGUGCCAUUGUGGAUUUUGAAAUGGUUUUCCUUUUGGGGGGUUUGUGCUUGCACGGUUUUGUUAUACUCCCAAAAAAAAAGUGUCGCACAAUGAAGGAGCCCAAGCUUCGGACCAGGGUCUGUUAGUUUACACUGUUCACGAAAGGGAGGAGAUAAAGGCCUUUUAGCGACCACUGUUACAUCUCUGGUGGUCUGUAGCAGUUUAAAGGGGACAUAUCAUGCUCGUUUUCAAGUUCAUAAAUGUAUUUUGGGUUUCUACCAGAACAUGUUUACAUGCUUUAAUGUUCAAGAAACGCAUUAUUUUGUUCGUACCGCCUGUGUAAAGAUAUCUGAAUUCACCAUCUGUCUGAAACACUCCGUUUUGGCGCCUGUCUUUUUAAGCUUCCUUCCCAAAAAUGCCAAGUCUGCUCUGAUUGGCCUGCGGGAAAAUAUUGUAAGGGUAGUUGUCAUGCCAGUGUGGAUGGUGGUUGGUGUUUUCUAAUGAUCAUGAAUGUGAAAGUUAGUUGAUUGGCACUGAAAAAGCUUUUCACGGUAUGUCCCCUUUAAAAGUCACAUUUUGCCUCAAAGGAAAUUACAUAAUUUCAAAAAAUGCCAAGUUAAACUAGACUUAGUGUUCAUUUGUGUAUCAGCUGCCAACAUUUUCAGUAUUUACAGUAUGCAUUAGAUCCAGACAGUGAAGCGCUACUAGGAUUUCAUGAAUAGAUGAGGCAGUGUCGCACAGAAGCUCCUACCCCUUUAUUUGCACUGUAGACCAGCAGACCAACCCUUCCCUUCCUUAAAAACAUCCAUCUUACCUUAAAAAAACAAACAGACAUCAACAAGUGCAUUAGGACACCACUGAAUGUUCAAUGCCGUCGAUGUCCGAAUCACAAGAUUUUUAAGGUGGAACAAAAGCAACCUCGUGUUGUGUACUUACUAUGCUCUGUGUCAAUGGGGAUGCUGUUAAAAACUGAGUGUAUAGAAUGCAUCACAAAAAAAAGACCACAGUUUCUUCUUUCUGUUCUCUAACUUGUAUAUAAACUGUAACGUGAGAAGCUGCCAGUAACAGUACAUGUGUCACUUAGUGUGUUUUCACCUGUGAGUUUCCAUCAGUACAGGUGAUGCCAAGAUUGGAUGCCAUUUUUAUUUUUUAUUCAGCUUGAAUAUAAAUUCUAUUCAUCACUCACAGUGCCAUUUAUAACUUUAUCGUGGCAAAGUGGCCGUGUAUAAACAGUUAUUUUUCUAUGUUCUGUAACACCUAUAUCCUUUUUUGUCACUAUGUUUGGUGAUGCUGUCCAGCUACUGUAGCAGAGCUUCAAACACGAAGCAAUGGAAGGACUAACCUGUUUUUUUCCCCAUUCUAUCCAUUUCAUUGGAAUCGCUGCACUGAUCAGGUUAACCGUGAUGAUGUCAUGAUUUCCGGCAUUGCUUACAGAAGUAUCGGCUAACCUUUACAUGAGUUGUUACUGGUGAGGGGCUUUACAUUGGUGCUCAAAAACCAUUAUCACCAACACAAACAACCUCAAACCGAGACUUCUCAACACACUGUAAAAACUUGACAAGCGAUGUAAGCGUCAUUUCUUUGUUCGAACAGGUAAACAUCCAUCAGAUCUGAUUGUAAUCGUCUUCAAUCACCUCUAGUGAAUGUAGGCAACUCAGCAGUAAUGUAAAACUAAAGUUUGUUUUUGUCAACGUACACAGAAACAGAUACAAGUCUGCGCUACAAAUGAAUGACUCUUGCAGUGAAGGAAUGAAUUGCAAUCCACAGGUCUUACAAACAGCGCUGAUAUGAAGACUUCCGUGCUGGUUUCUACUACUUUUUCAAAGUAAACUGACUGCUCUUACAAAGUGAUUGUUGUUGCAAGUGAAAACCCGCCGUCAUAUAUCAUCAAAGCACAUUUUCAUUUUUUAAUAUAUGUUUGUAACAAGCCACACAAGCAAACAUAAUCAUGUACUUUGCGAACAACGGGCAUUGAACACACACUUCUAUUUUGAAAUGGAUACAGACGAACCAAAAUACAACAGUAUUCAUUCGGCCAUUGUGCAUGAAGGUAUUUAACCGUUGCGAUUUGCCAUUUCAUCCCAUUAUGAUUGUAUUUAUUCCAUCAUGAGGUCAUUUUUUUGUGAAACUUUUCUACCUAAUGUAUUUCUAGCUUUGCAUUCAACUUGUUUUGUGUCUGAGACUGCUGAGGAAGGUUUGGCUAUAGCAGUUUGUAUUUUAAGGAUUAAUUUAUAGUUUUUUCAUAGAGAAAUCAUGAGACAACCACUGACGUACAGAACUUUGUAAUGUUUACCACUUAACGUCUCGCAUUUCAGGGCAUCACAGGUCAAGGCGCAUUUCUUUGAUGUGUGUUUUCUUAAUGAUGAAACGUAGGGUGGGGGGGCAUCAGUAACUUAAAUGUUCAUGGGAACAGAAUCCGAUAUUUGUCUUCUCCUCUCAGUUUGUACAUAGGAUGUGUUCAUUGAAAUUUAUGUACAGUCUUUUUGUAAUAAACAGCUCAUUGAAACAAUGAACAGAACAGUUUGGAGCGUGUCGUCAGUGUGCAAAAAAGUAUUGAUUGCAAAAUUAAAUAUCCUCAUACAUAUGGUUACAAAUAAAAUGUGUUCUUUUGCAUUAUGAAAUGUUAUGUUACUGUGUGUGCAUUGCAAUAAUGUGACUACUGGCAUCAAAGUUAAGACAUUUUCCAGAUUGAGUGGUAUC